GGAUGCUUCAAGUUGCAAGGAGGACUUGUUCUUCUUGAACAUUUGCCACCCCCCACCCCCACCCCCUCCUCCGACUACUCCUCGCUGUGAUUUCGCACCGCGCCCGAAACACUCCGCGAGCCCACGUCCGCACUGGUUGCAAAGCACUUUGGAUGAACUUCCUGAUGAGAGAUCCAGUCAUCCAGGGCUCGAGUAUGGCAUAUCAUCCGUUUAUACCUCACCGGGGUCCGGAAUUUGCCAUGAGCGCCAUGCUGGGCCACCAGCCGCCCUUCUUCCCGGCUCUGGCGCUGCCCCCCAGCGGCUCGCUCUCGCUGCCGGGCGCCCUGGGCAAGCCGAUCAUGGAUCAGCUGAUGGGGGGAGCGGCCGACUCCGGGCUCCACUUCUCGUCGCUGGGCCACCAGGCGGCCGCGGCGGCCGCUGCGGCGGCGCACCUCCGGCCCCUCAAGAGCCUGGAGCCCGAGGAGGAGGUGGAGGACGACCCCAAAGUGCACCUGGAAGCCAAGGAACUGUGGGAGCUCUUCCACAAGAGGGGCACCGAAAUGGUGAUCACCAAAUCCGGAAGGCGGAUGUUCCCCCCCUUCAAAGUGAGAUGCACGGGUCUGGACAAGAAGGCCAAGUACAUUCUCCUGAUGGAUAUCGUGGCGGCAGACGACUGCAGGUACAAGUUCCACAACUCCCGCUGGAUGGUGGCCGGCAAGGCCGACCCGGAGAUGCCCAAGAGGAUGUACAUCCACCCGGACAGCCCCGCCACGGGGGAGCAGUGGAUGUCCAAGGUGGUCAACUUCCACAAGCUCAAGCUCACCAACAACAUCUCCGACAAGCAUGGAUUUGUAAGUUCCACUAAUACCAUCCUGAACUCCAUGCAUAAAUAUCAGCCCCGCUUUCACAUCGUGAGGGCCAACGACAUCCUCAAGUUGCCCUACAGCACCUUUCGGACUUACGUGUUCCCCGAGACCGACUUCAUCGCGGUGACUGCUUAUCAGAACGACAAGAUAACUCAGCUUAAAAUCGACCACAACCCGUUCGCCAAAGGCUUCCGCGACACCGGCAACGGUCGACGGGAAAAGAGGAAGCAACUGGCGCUGCAGUCCAUCCGCUCGUACGAGGAGCAGCAGAAGAAGGAGAACGGGGCUUCGGACGACUCCUCCGGGGAGCAGGCCCCCUUCAAGUGCUUCGGUCAGGCCUCCUCCCCCGCCGUGUCUACCGUGGGGGCCCCGCACCUGAAAGACUUUUGCGACAGCGACGACGAAAGCGACGAUGAAAGCAAAGACGGCCACGUCAAAGACGGUCCGGACUCCAGCAAGAUCUCCACCACGACGGAGGACGGCAAGGAGCACGAGGCGAGCCCGGCCAAGGGGCACCUGUUCGGGGGAGGGGGAGGCGGUGGCGGAGGGGGAGGAGGAGGAGGGGGCGAUCCCCUCGGCCGGACCCGCGACGGGAGCCCGAGGACCGAGCGAGGCCGGGCGGACUCUCGCCAGAGCCCCAUCACCGUCAUCUCCAGCACCACCCGCUCCGGGGAGGACGUGAAGAGCCCCAGUCUGGACCCGGCCAAGGAGGACGACACCCGGCCGCCGUGCAAGGACGCCUUCGUGCCUUUGACUGUGCAGACCGAGGGCGCGCACAUGCAAGGCCACCACGGCCACGUGCCGGGCUUCGGAUUUCCCAGCGGCCUGACGGGACAGCAGUUUUUCAACCACUUGGGAGGCGCGCACCCGUUCCUCCUUCACCCGGGUCAGUUCAACAUGGGCGGCGCCUUCUCAAACAUGGCCGCGGGCAUGGGCCCCCUGCUGGCCGCCGUGUCUACGGGAGGGGUGAGCAGCAUGGACACCAGCAGCAUGGCGUCGUCGCCUCAGAGCCUGGCGGGGGCUCCGGGCCUGCCCUUCCAUCUGCAGCAACACGUCCUGGCCUCGCAGGGUCUGGCCAUGUCCCCCUUCGGAAGUCUGUUCCCCUACCCCUACACGUACAUGGCGGCGGCCGCGGCGGCCUCCGCCUCCUCGGCGUCGUCGUCCUCCUCCUCCUCCUCCUCCUCGUCGGUCCACCGGCACCCCUUCCUGAACGCGGUCCGGCCCCGACUCCGGUACAACCCCUACUCGCUGCCCAUGACGGUCCCGGACAGCACCCUCCUCACCGCUGCCGCCGCGGCCGCAGCCGCCUCGGCCUCCGCCCUGGGGGCCGACCUGAAGGGGGACGUGCUGGUUCCGGCUAGCCCGGUGUCGGCCCUCGACUCCACGUCGGAGGUGACCAGCCGCUCGGUGUCGCCCAAACUGUGCGCGGAGAAGGAGGCCGCCAACGAGCUGCAGAGCAUCCAGCGCCUCGUCAGCGGUCUGGACUCCAACCAGGACAGGUCAAGAAGCGGGUCGCCGUGAAGUGGCGCGGGGGGUGUAAGGAGGCAGGGGGGGGGCGCCACCCACCCAACCUCCCUUUCCCUUCCGUCCCCCAAUCCACCCCCACUUUUUUUUUUUUUUCAUUUGUCAUUUUCAAGGCGACCCAAAUAUCUUGAAAGCGAGCAGGAGGACUUUGUUCAUAGCAGUUUUAUUUUUUUUUUUUUGAACGGAGAGAAUUCAAAACAAGAAACACGUGUUAGUUUCUGAAAUGCACUUUGGUUUAAUACACAUCUGAUAUGUAUUUUUUUGUUGUUUUAAAUUAAAAAAAACACUUAACCUGUCUUUUUUUUGAAGGGGAGGGGAAUACCGUACAAGUAUUGAAACUGAAAAGUGGUCAUAUGGGUGAGAUUUAACGGAUUUAAGUUGCUGCUGUCUCCUAACUGCAUAGUACACGACGAAAUGUUCUGUUUUUUUUUUUUUUUUUUUUUUGGUAUUAUUAUUGUUCGUUUUUAUUUUUACUUCCCAGUAUGCACUCUGAAUUUCCACCUUUUUAAUUUCCACUACCAGUGAACAUAACCUACCUUUAAAAGACUGCUGUAUUUUUCUUGUACAAUUGCAAUUUUAACGAAUUGGACCCGCAAAAAAAAAAAAAAAAAAAAAAAAAAAAAAGUUGCAUGACUUCUUCCUCCUCUUCAUGAUCAUCCUCCUAUCGUGAAUGUUCUUUAAACAGUGGAGGAAAAUGUUUUUUGUUUAUAUA
Messenger RNA from Syngnathoides biaculeatus (alligator pipefish), 3081 nucleotides. RefSeq names its product T-box transcription factor 3a (gene tbx3a). Gene Ontology annotation, biological process: central nervous system development; positive regulation of cell population proliferation; heart looping. The record is from RefSeq and is a predicted model, not a curated record. Lineage: Eukaryota; Metazoa; Chordata; Actinopteri; Syngnathiformes; Syngnathidae. Gene Ontology annotation, cellular component: nucleus. Bases 153 to 2366 code for a protein of 737 amino acids. Gene Ontology annotation, molecular function: RNA polymerase II cis-regulatory region sequence-specific DNA binding; DNA-binding transcription factor activity, RNA polymerase II-specific. The transcript has 7 exons.